CACCCAACAUGGCAGGAGACUUGUACAGAGGGGUAGGCGCUCAGCGGCUGCUGCUGUUCGGCGGGAAGUUUGCUGGCUGGGAGUAGGAAAGAGUCGGGCAACUGAGGGUACAGGAGCUGCUGAGUGAGCCCUUGCCAUUAAUACCUGUCUGUGGCCCCUCUGCUUGCCUGUGGGCUACUUCUGUCUGUACUCCAGCUGCCCCCACCCCUCUCAUUAGUGUUACCUGCCCCUCUAAACUUUCCUACAUACCCCCUGUCUGCCCCCCACCCCUCUCAUUAGUGUUACCUGCCCCUCUAAACUUUCCUACAUACCCCUGUCUGCCCCCACCCCUCUUAUUAGUGUUACCUGCCCCUCUAAACUUUCCUACAUACCCCUGUCUGCCCCCACCCCUCUUAUUAGUGUUACCUGCCCCUCUAAACUUUCCUACAUACCCCUGUCUGCCCCCCACCCCUCUAAUUAGUGUUACCUGCCCCUCUAAACUUUCCUACAUACCCCUGUCUGCCCCCCACCCCUCUCAUUAGUGUUACCUGCCCCUCUAAACUUUCCUACAUACCCCUGCCUGCCCCCCACCCCUCUCAUUAGUGUUGCCUGCCCCUCUAAACUUUCCUACAUACCCCUGUCUGCCCCCCACCCCUCUCAUUAGUGUUACCUGCCCCUCUAAACUUUCCUACAUACCCCUGCCUGCCCCCCACCCCUCUCAUUAGUGUUGCCUGCCCCUCUAAACUUUCCUACAUACCCCUGUCUGCCCCCCACCCCUCUAAUUAGUGUUGCCUGUACCUCUAAACUUUCCUACAUACCCCUGUCUGCCCCCCACCCCCCUCAUUAGUGUUACCUGCCCCUCUAAACUUUCCUACAUACCCCUGCCUGCCCCCCACCCCUCUCAUUAGUGUUGCCUGCCCCUCUAAACUUUCCUACAUACCCCUGUCUGCCCCCCACCCCUCUAAUUAGUGUUGCCUGCCCCUCUAAACUUUCCUACAUACCCCUGUCUGCCCCCACCCCUCUCAUUAGUGUUGCCUGCCCCUCUAAACUUUCCUACAUACCCCUGUCUGCCCCCCACCCCUCUCAUUAGUGUUGCCUGCCCCUCUAAACUUUCCUACAUACCCGUCUGCCCCCCACCCCUCUAAUAAGUGUUGCCUGCCCCUCUAAACUUUCCUACAUACCCCUGUCUGCCCCCACCCCUCUAAUUAGUGUUGCCUGCCCCUCUAAACUUUCCUACAUACCCCUGUCUGCCCCCACCCCUCUCAUUAGUGUUGCCUGCCCCUCUAAACUUUCCUACAUACCCCUGUCUGCCCCCACCCCCUCUAUCAUUAGUACCUGCCCCUAAACUCCUCUCACCUACCUCUCUGCCAUUGUGCCCAGCUGUUUGCUGUGUCUCUGUACUCUUAGUACCUGCUCCUAAGUGGUGGGAUUUACCCCUUCACUCUGUUACCUGCCCCUCAUAAGUGUCAUUUAGCUCUUCACAUCUAUUAACUGCCUCCCUUGCUGUUGUACCCCUUUAGAUCUACCCUCAGUGCAAACUCCUUCCCCCUGUCAUUACUGCCUGCAUUAUUUCUGCUACCUACCCCUCAUUAACUCUUUAAAUCUAAUAACCACCCCAUUUCUGUUAUCCACCCCCUUCAUUUCUGCCCUCGUUAGUACCAGCCCCUUCCUUCUGUCAGUACUGCCUGCUUGUCAGAUAUUGCCCUCUUCAUUACUGGCAUCUGCUCCUCAUAAGUGUUAUCUACCCCCUUAUUUCUGGUACUUGCCCCCCAUUCGUGCCUACCCCUUCUGUCAGGGCUUCCUGCUUCUCCGCUAUCUAUCCCUUGAUUUAUAGCAUCUGUCCUUACCACCAGUGUGCCCCUUUUGCCCCUGCCUACCCCCUCCGUCUGCCUGUAUGCUCCAUCCUCUUUAGAUUUCAUUUGCUAGGAUUCAGCCCCUUUGUUAAUUGUGUUGCUCAUUCUGUUACUGUACCACCUCUCCCUGCCUUUACUGGAUCAUUCCCUGUUUACCCUGCUCUCAUAGAAGUACCUAACUACUGGUGCCUGGGAGUUGUGCCCGGCUGGUUCCCAGGAGUUGUGCCCGGCUGGUUAUUUAGCUGUUAAGCACUUGUUUUCUCCCUGUACUUCCUACUCCACCUGUCACUAGUUCUGCUCUGUAUCCAGCAGGGAAUCUGCUUCUCUCUGCCAGUGAAACCUCCCUCUCUUGUUCCUGUAUAAUCAUUACAUUCCCUUUAGACUUCUUGCCUGUUCUAUUACUCUCCCCGUAGUGUGCAGCAUUCCAUUUUCCCUUAAUAUUAUAUAUAUAUAUGGCAUCAGUCUGCAUCACCUAAUAUUCCCGUUCUUUUCCCACCUGUAGAACCUCUCCUCUUGUCCAUUGUAUCCCAUUCCAUUGCCCCCCCGUGUCCCUCCUUUUUCUCCUUAACUCUUGAGCUGUACUUCCCACCCCAGGAACUGCUCCAGUUAGGCAUAAACAUACCUGGAGCUGCUGGGGCUGCAGGGAUGUCAUUGAAUCCCAUAACACGGGUGACAGCAGCAUCCCCUACCCCAUCCUCCUUGUCAUCUGCCACCCAAGACCGCAGGAGGAGGAGACUCCGCAGGUGAGAGAUGGAAGAUGAUGGCAAGAAAGGUAAAAAGCAGCCUGGAAUUGUGUCGCCGUUCAAGCGUGUUUUCCUGAAGGGAGAGAAAGGGCGGGACAAGAAAGCGCAGGAGAAGGUAACGGAGAGGCGGCCGCUACAUACGGUGUCCGUGUCGCAGGCCGACCACCGCGUGGAGCCCGACGUGCUCUUGAACGACUACAUUGAGAAGGAAGUAAAGUAUUUGGGGCAGCUGACAUCCAUUCCUGGCUACCUGAACCCGUCCAGCCGCACAGAGAUCCUCCAGCUGUUGGACAAUGCGAAGAGGCUGCAUCAGCUUCCAGCACAGCUGAGCCCGGAGCAGGAUGCCUUGAUCAGUCUGUCCGCCUACAACGUCAAGGUGGUAUGGAGAGACGGAGAGGACAUUAUACUCAGGGUUCCAAUCCACGACAUCGCAGCCGUCUCUUACAUCCGGGAUGAUUGUCUGCACUUGGUGGUCCUGAAAACAGCUCAGGAGCCUGGGAUAUCACCAAGCCAAAGCCUCUCUGCAGAAAGCGCCAAAGGGAUCACAUCGGGGUCCCUGUCCGAGUGCGGGACGGUGCCGGUGGACGCUUGCUGCCUUGUUAUCUUGGCUACAGAGAACAAGGCAGCUGCCGAGGAGCUAUGUUUACUGCUGAGCCAAGUCUUCCAGAUCGUUUACACGGAAUCCACCAUAGAUUUUCUAGACCGAGCAAUAUUUGACGGGGCCUCCACUCCCACGCGCCACAUGUCCUUACACAGCGAUGACUCUUCCACCAAAGUGGAUGUGAAGGAAGCGUAUGAGCUGGAAGCCAGCACCUUUUCUUUCCCUGAGUCUGUGGACGCCGAUGGUAAUUCCCCAACCUCCCUCUCCAAUCUCCAUUCCCCUAACAAGACGGCCAGUGAGAGUGAGCUGAGUGCCACUGCCGCCGAGCUGCUGCAGGACUACAUGAUGACGCUGAGGACUAAGCUCUCGUCGCAGGAGAUCCAGCAGUUUGCGAUGCUGCUUCACGAAUACCGCAACGGCUCCUCAAUUCACGAGUUCUGCAUUAACCUACGGCAGCUGUAUGGGGACAGCAGGAAGUUUCUGCUGCUCGGGCUCCGCCCCUUCAUCCCAGAGAAGGAUAGCCAACAUUUUGAGAACUUCCUAGAAACCAUAGGGGUAAAAGACGGGCGCGGUAUCAUCACAGACAGCUUUGGGCGGUACAGGCGGACAAUGAGUUCCACCUCCCAUUCCACGACCAAUGGAAAUGGUGCAGCGGGGGGCUCGGAUGACCAGUCGGGGCCCUCUGAAGGGGACGAGUGGGACCGGAUGAUUUCUGACAUCAGUAAUGACAUUGAAGCCCUUGGCUGCUGCAUGGACCAAGACCCUUCUCACGGGGGCGCUGUAAACUAUUCGUGAUUGGCUGGGCAUGGACCCGGUCAGGUUUCCUCACCAGCAUAAAGAACCAAAUAAGCAAAAGAUGGCGGCCGAGUUGCCACGUCGUUCUAUUUUUUUAUCGCGUUCUCUAUGUAAAGCCAAGAUUGUAUCCCCAAGCACUGGCGCCAUCAUACGUGCCCAAGUUUUGGUUGGGCCGAAGCUCAGCGCAAGGUGGACUUGCCUCCGACGUGACCCAAAGCAGGAAUUAAACUGCGUUUCCCGCCAUUUCUACGGAAACGAUGGACAUUUCGUACGUCAGCGGACGGACCAGUACAAUCUCUGGGCUGGCGGUUGUUACACUCGGACCGUACUAUUUUCAUGCAUCAAUAGAAGUCAACAUUUACCACAAUGUGAAGAACACAAAGCCGCGAGCAGCGCUGAAAGCGUUUGGACCAACGCCCGGUGACGGUCCCAGCGGCUUCCUUCCCAUCAAGGCAACACUAAUCCUGUACAGAUAUACGAGUGAGGGCUGUACAACAAACACACAGGAGACAGCAGCGGGCAUCUCUCUGGCUCUUUUCCUCUCUGUGCCGUGCCGCCAUCUCUAAGGAUUUGCCAGCAAUGCAGGAAAGUGCGUUUCUGCUGUUGCUUUACUGCAAAUGUGAAAGGUCAUUCAUUGGCAGCUGCAGGGGCUGCCUGGGAAAUCCUGGAAGAUGGUGGCAUGGCACUCACAGGAAAUGUGCCCUGAGCAAUGUGGAGCACUGGCCUAGGGGCCAAGGUUUGCGCUUAUAUUCACUGGGGGUAAUUGCCCUCCCCCCGCCCCUUCUUUUCUGGGGAUCAUUACCUAUUUUUAUAUUCUGUCUGUCACAGAUACACAACCCCUAGAUCCAGGGGAGUGCUGGGAGUUGUAAUAUGGCAGAAGCUGCUGCUCCAAAGGUGUCCAAUCCCUGUUCCAAUACAUUCCUGGAUCACCAGGGACAGGGGAUAGGUUAGCCAAUGCCCUUCGUGGAGGCGGCCAUCUUUACUUGGGCUCCAUGUUAUAUGGGCAGAGGGGUUUGCAUAGAAACACAAGCUGUUUACAGGCAUCGCCAUGGAUUGCUACACACGUAACACCCACAAUGCAUUGUGUUGCCACACGCUGCUCGCGCCGGAGUGCCAAGACAUUUUGUGUUACAGAACCGAGGUUUUAUUUUUCAUUUUUGUAUAAUUAUUUUGUUGCAGUGUUUUUAUCUGCGUACGAGGCCUGCCCCAACUUCCUGCCAUUGCCCCCCAGUCACUGUAUAGAUAUUUAUAUCCCCUGACUUCUCGGUGCGGUGCAAUGCAGCCCUCCGGCUCGGCCCCAGGCAGCCACACCCACAUUCCAGCUAUGAGUGCAUCUGGCGCGUGGGUUCUCCUGUUACAUCUGUAUCCUGUUUAUUUAGGGAUAGACCUGUAUCUCUUUCCAUUGCAGAGCCACCCCUGGAUAUGUAUUAUGGUCUCUUCCAGAGGAAGCAGAUACCUACUGACUUUCCAGCUGGGGGGCCACGGCCUCUCUUAUUGCCCCUGCUUAUAUAUGAAUUGGGACUAGCAUCACCCCCUUCCAUGGCAGCAGUUCUGUUUAAAGGGGAAGUAAAGAAUCUGAUUUCUGCAGCUGGUUCUCAUCUCUUUGAAGGGGCUGCAGCGUUCAGUGUGUAGGGGUGUCAGGAAGAGAAUUGGGGAGGGGACUGUAACUAUGGAACUGUGAGCAUAGCAUCAAGUCACAGAACUGCAUGGUGUGUAUCAUUAUAGAACACAGAGUAGGGGGCACUAACUAAAGGCAGGGAGGGGGUGGCAGUGGAAGGGGCUGUAACUGCGGGACAGUACAAUAUAAUCUUCCCAUCAGGCCUUGCAUUGUCCAGCAGUGAUGUUUUUGCUGUCCUAGAAUCCUUUGCACCGUCCCCCCCCCCCCCCCCCAUUCUGUUACAAGGUCAGACAUGCAGGAAGCAGGGGAGACCCGUGGGGCAAUUUGGUUUAUUUGUGAGACGCACUGACUGUGUUACUGAUGGGUGUGUGUAGUUGUGCGAGUGUCGGGAGCCAAUAGGAAUUGCCGUGUCUUUUUAUUUUUGCAGCUUUGUGCAUCAUUUCUGUUUACCCUUUAUGAUUGGAUACUUUUUGUAUGUAGUAUUUUUACCUGUAAAUACAUGCGUGCAUCUAAA
Molecule: messenger RNA, 6103 nt
Organism: Xenopus tropicalis (tropical clawed frog)
Lineage: Eukaryota; Metazoa; Chordata; Amphibia; Anura; Pipidae
Gene: ccm2
Product: CCM2 scaffold protein
Exons: 10
Coding region: 2583-3971 (462 amino acids)
Biological process (GO): tissue development; vasculogenesis
Source: RefSeq, a predicted model, not a curated record